Lagenorhynchus albirostris (white-beaked dolphin) is the source of this 3598-nucleotide messenger RNA. It is a transcript of the gene EEIG2, whose product is annotated as EEIG family member 2. Bases 113 to 1198 code for a protein of 361 amino acids. Lineage: Eukaryota; Metazoa; Chordata; Mammalia; Artiodactyla; Delphinidae. The transcript is spliced from 11 exons. The record is from RefSeq and is a predicted model, not a curated record.
CCCCGGCCAUGGGGCUGGGCGGGCCCGCGGCUCAGCCGAGUUGAAGCGGCGGCGCCGGCCCGCGCGCCCCUUGGGGCCGCCCCCGCACCCCGCUCGCCGGCGUCUGUCUCUCAUGAUGAUGAAGAAGAAGAAGUUUAAGUUUAAGGUGGACUUCGAGCUCGAGGAGCUCUCCUCGGUGCCCUUCGUCAACGGGGUCCUCUUCUGCAAGAUGCGGCUGCUGGACGGCGGCAGCUUCACCGCCGAGUCCCCCAGGGAGGUGGUGCAAGCAAACUGUGUUCACUGGAGAAAGAAGUUCUCAUUUAUGUGCAAAAUGAGUGCAAGUGCCACCACAGGCAUCCUAGACCCUUGUAUCUACAGAGUAUCUGUGAGGAAGGAAUUAAAAGGUGGAAAAGCUUAUGCAAAGCUGGGCUUUGCAGAUCUAAACCUGGCAGAGUUUGCUGGAUCAGGAAAUACCACUCGUCGCUGUUUACUGGAAGGCUAUGAUACCAAAAAUACAAGACAGGAUAAUUCCAUUCUUAAAGUUUUAAUCAGUAUGCAACUGAUGUCUGGUGACCCAUGUUUUAAAACACCUCCUUCUACAUCAACGUCUAUACCAAUUGCUGGUGAAUCUGAAUCUCUGGAAGAAGAUAGAAAAGGUGGAGAGACUCUCAAAAUUCAUCUUGGGAUAGCAGAUCUCUCAGCAAAGAGUGCCUCUGUUCCAGAUGAACUUGGUGCCUGUGGACAUUCUAGAACAUCAAGCUAUGCAAGCCAGCAGUCAAAAGUAUCAGGCUAUAGCUCUUGCCACUCCCGGUCAUCUAGUUUCUCUGAGUUCUGCCACAGGAGAAAUACCUCAGUGGGAAGUACAUCAACAGGAAUUGAAAGUAUUCUAGAGCCAUGUGAUGAAAUUGAGCAAAAGAUAGCUGGACCAAGUCUUGAUACAGCUGAUAAAGAAGAUACAGCUUCGGAAACACUCAACAGAUGCCCAGUGAAACAAGAUUCUGUAGAAUCUCAGCUGAAGCGAGUUGAUGACACCAGAGUGGAUGCAGAUGAUAUUGUGGAGAAAAUAUUACAAAGUCAAGACUUCAGCCUAGAUUCCAGUGCAGAAGAAGAAGGACUGAGGUUAUUUGUGGGUCCUGGGGGAAGUACAACCUUUGGCAGUCAUCAUCUUCCAAACAGGGUGGGGUCUGGAGCUUAUGAACAAGUUGUGAUCAAACGCUAGAAAUCAAGCUGGUGAACUGAAGCUUCCCUAGGGGUUUAAGAUGUGGUCAGUUGAGCUGUCAAGGCACUUUAUUCAAGCACUUAUGAGAAAGUGAACCUAUUAAAAAAAAUGCGGCAUGUUCAUCUAUCAAGAGGAAAGCCAACACUGAUUUCUUCUCUGAAGGUGCCCACCACUCUCCCUUCUCACCCACCCACAGGGAACAUCGGAAUGGUAGUAUCAGGGCAGUGUGCUGCGUGUGCUUAUAGGUACACAGCUUCUGUUGUCACUGCACAUAAUAAUGAAAAGCCUUCUUUUUUUUUUUCAAAACAUCCAGUGGGAAAAACAGCACUAUACAUCUGAGUAUAAUUUUAAUGUUGAAGUGUAAAACGUGUGACAGAAGUGCUUGACUGAUUUGGGCUCUAAUUUUUUAAUUUUAUGUUUGAGAGACAAUAAGUGAAAAUAAUUUAAACUCUAUAAGCUUUGCCAAGAAUAGAUAUAAUUCCUGUGAAGGAAAUCUUCCAUAUUAUACUAUCACGGUAUUGUACUAAGUUCAUUCACUCUUUUUGAUGCAAUAUUUGAUAUAAAAUGUGGGUGUUCGUGAUUUGGGAAGGUGUUAUACUACAUUUUAAACAUGUAAAAUGCUUAAUUCUAAAUGUAUUAGUCAUAAAUUGAAUAACAAAUGUGAGUUAUUUAAGUCUGAGAUAUGUGAAUGGGUAUAAUGCUAUUAUUAUGCAGUAUGUAUCAUUACUUGUUAAUAUUAGAUGAGCUACAGAACUCCCACUAGCACUAUAUGAGAGACCGAAGUUUAAGACUCCAUAUUGUUAGGCUACCAUAAGACACCCUAAUGUAAGAGCUCUGUUAACAGAAUAAUAUCUGAUGGUUUCAGGAGUCAAAAUUUAGAACAACAGGAGGAAAAUUGUGAUAUGGUCAGAAACAGAGCUGCCUUUUCUCUGUAAGUUCAGGCUUACAUGAAACUGAAAAUUAUUCCAAGGAGGUAGUGGAUAAAGGACAGGGGACAGCCACUUGACAUCACUGACGUGGACCCAUGGUUUUCUGUUUUCUUCUUUACUGUAUCAGAAAUUAGUUAUUUUGAGGCAAGAAUAGAAUAUAACAUACAUCAAAUAGAGCUUUUAAAAUAAGAAUAUCUGAUCUGGAUCCAGUUAAAUAGCACAGCAGAUAAACCUUAAGAGUUUUUCUGGUCUUACAUGACAGUGUCUGUAUGGAAAGAUCUUAAUUUUCUUGGAAUCACUCAGUCACUGAAGAAAAAUAUUGAUUCUGUAGAACCAGUCAUUCCCAGUCCUUACUUUCAAAACCAUGUCCAAAAAUGUGCUGUGUUAGAAUUACUUUGGUCUAAUAUUUCCAUGUUGGCAAAGUCAGAAGGAAAAAUAUAUUAUUUUUUUUAAUUUAUUUUUAAUAUCCAGAUUUAGAGGUUUGAAAAUUUUUGAAUAGUUCAUGUUAGGGUUUUUUUUUUAAUAUUUCAAGGAUUGGGUAUUCCAAAUUAAUUCAAUACUACUUUUAUAAAUAGAUUCUGAUAUUUUUUUAAAGAGAUAACACCCCGUUUUAGAAUAUCUUGACUGUCGGAAGAUAGGAUUUUCUGACUCAUUAGUCAUGCUUUUUUAUUUUUUAAGAUUUGUUUUGAAGAAAAAAAAUUGACCUGAACAUUUUAGUCUAACCAAGGAAAAUAUUACCUUAAUGGUAAAGACAUGCCAUCUGCGAAUAAACAGGUGAAUUGAUCCAUUCGUUAUAUAUCAUGGGAAGAAAAAAACAAUCAAAGAAAGUUUUUAAUAGAGAUGUGAAGAUAUUGUUUAGAGAGAUAUUUAUUAUGACGUCUUAAAAACAUAUUUUUCUAUUUUCAAAGUAUUAUUUCUAGGCUAUGUUUUUUAUUGGCACUUCUGCAGAUGAUUUUGCAGUUUUGAAAGUGAUAAUAAAAACUAGAUUGUAAGUUAGGUUCAGUGAGGACAUUUUUCAGAUAUGUAAAAGAUGCUGUGAUUAGGGCACUGCCCACAUCUUACUCAUCCUUGGCUGCCCUUGGCCCAAUACCUUUAUACAAGACUGGCUCUUGGUAUUUAAGAUGAUAUAGCAUUAUUUUUUAAGAACAAAAUGUGGAGAGAUUUUGAAAAUCGUGCCUUUACAAUUUGAGCAGCCACCAGAUACAUCUUGCUUAAGGUACUAGUAAGUAUAACAUAUGUUUUGAUAAGUAGAAACAUUAGGAAGAAAAAAGAUGACAGUGUCCGCUUUCUUCAGUGAAAGUCUGGAUUUAUUUUAUUCUAUUUUGUGUUCUAUCAUAAUACUUUGCAAUCAGAUUUCAUUACAGUCCUUGAAAAUAUUUGUUAAAGGACCUAAGUGUCUUACUUUCUAGUUUUUCUUAGAGUAUAUACUAGUAAUAUCUUAACCAUAUAGCUAUUGAAAAAAAUCUGCUUA